Messenger RNA from Cyprinus carpio (common carp), 381 nucleotides. RefSeq names its product finTRIM family, member 55 (gene ftr55). NCBI's taxonomy places the organism in Eukaryota, Metazoa, Chordata, Actinopteri, Cypriniformes, Cyprinidae. The transcript is spliced from 4 exons. The record is from RefSeq and is a predicted model, not a curated record. Bases 16 to 381 code for a protein of 121 amino acids.
AAGCAGCUUAAGGAGAUGCAGAAGACGCUCCAGCAGAGAAUCCAGCAGAGAGAGAAAGAUCUUCAGCAGCUGAGAGAGACUGUGGAGUCUCAUAAGCGCUCUGUACAGACAGCAGUGAAGGACAAUGAGAGGAUCUUUACUGAGCUCAUCCGCUCCAUUCAGAGAAGCCGCUCUGAGAUGAUACGACUGAUCAGAGAUCAGGAAAAGACUGCAGUGAGUCGAACUGAAGGACGACUGGAGCGACUGAAGCAGGAGAUCAAUGAUCUGAGGAGGAGAGACGCUGAGCUGGAGCAGCUUUCACACACACAGGAUCACAUCCAGUUCCUGCAGAGUUUCCAGUCUCUCUCAGCACCUCCUGAAUCUACAGACGUAAAUGAAUAG